AUGUCUUUCCGUGACCAAGCGAACUACAUGUUCCCGAUCUCCGCUAGCGUCAUCCUUGUCUCAUUCCUCUUCGCCUUCUGGGCCUACCCACGUACUGUGCUCUGGUCCAGUUACAAGUACAUCGAAACCUGGUUCAUUGUCAAAUUUGGGAUCUACGAACUGUUUUUAUGGUUCAAAGAAUGUAAGCAGGAUCUGACGACCAGCGGCAGCAUAUUGAAAAAGCUCGAAAAGAGCGUUGAGAAAAUGAAAGGCGACGUGAAGAAGAGGUAUCGCGAAUCCCGCCAGGCUAAGAAGGCUAAGGAGGCAGCGGAAACCGGUCCUCUCCAAAACAAAGAUCAGUGCCGUCGACCAGAUAUAGGGAGCAUAGGUGACGAUUCUUCCCAUAGUAUCAGUUCGACAGAAGCAGGCAAGCAGGGGCGUAUACAUCGCAGGAUCAUCUUGUAA
Molecule: messenger RNA, 444 nt
Organism: Colletotrichum spaethianum
Lineage: Eukaryota; Fungi; Ascomycota; Sordariomycetes; Glomerellales; Glomerellaceae
Exons: 2
Coding region: 1-444 (147 amino acids)
Source: RefSeq, a predicted model, not a curated record